Molecule: messenger RNA, 765 nt
Organism: Paramecium sonneborni
Lineage: Eukaryota; Ciliophora; Oligohymenophorea; Peniculida; Parameciidae
Source: the annotation of a GenBank genome assembly
AUGAGCCAUUUUUAUUGCAGUAUAACUGACUAUUUAAUUCUUAAUUUAAAUCAAGUUUCAAGUUGCUUCGAGAACUUUGAGAUAGUAGUUGAUGAUAUCUCCUUAUUUAAAGGUUACUUAAGUAAUUUAUUUUGAUAAAUAUUAGAUGCGAGAACAACAGAUAAAUUAGAAUAUAUUCUGAAUUACUCGAGAGAAUUUUCCAAUUUAUAAAAUAAGUAUAAAAUAUUGUCGUAUUUUAGUUAUUUUAAUAAAAUUGAAAUUCAAAGCUAAAUUAUUUUUUAGUUAUUAUUAUAGGCUUAUUCUUUAUUAUUCAAAUAUAGAGUCUUAACUAAUCAAUUAAAAACAAUUGGAACCUAGUUUGAAUUGCAUAAAUUAGUUGAUAAAUUAAAUGAAAUUGAAAAGCGAUCAACAUAAGAAUCCCUAUGUAUCUUAGAUAUUUUUAAAUCCGAGUAUAGGGUAUUAAAGAAUUGUAUAAUUUAAAUAUUAUAAAAAAGUAAUUGCUAUAAAAUGGAAGAUCUAAGACAAUUUGAAUAAGGCUCUUAAAGAAAUAUUAGGGUUAUUAAUUUUUAAUAAAUAAAAUUUUUGAAGUUAUAUUAAGGGAUUCAAUAUUUUUUGUUCAUAAAUUACAGUCCUUAGGCAUAAUUACAAAAAUUAAUAGAAAAAUUUAUUCUAUAUUAUAAAAUUGACCAGUUAAUAAAUAUAGGAUAAAUGAAAAUAAAUCAAAUUAUGAGAAGAAUGCUGCAUUCUGUUAUCUUUUGGAAUUGA